AUAGGAUCUAGCCAUCUCACUAUGAGCGGGCUAGAUUCCCUCGGCUGAAAGGACUAGGUCCCUUCAGUCAAGGGAGUCUAGCCACAACCGCAGAAUUUAUCGUUUCCGAACGAAACUGAAACCCAACUUUUUGUAAGCUCAACGUUUUACUGAAAACCGAAACCGAAACAAAAUUAAGACUGUAUAAAGUCUUAAAAUGGAUGCUGUUAUACUGACGAUCCUUAUCGUUUUGCCAAGGCUGAUCACUGCAGAGGAGAAUAAGUGGACCUCUGAGAAGUGCUCCAAAGAAAGCAAAAGUCUUUUAAGUACCCUCUGGGAUAACAAUAUUGAUAUUGUGAAGGAAACUGAGCACACAGACUUUCUAAUAUGCAUGACAAAUGGAUCUCUAGUAGCAGAACGGUACAUGAAAUUCAUCCUGCAGGACAUAUAUUAUGUAAAGCACCUCACAAAGCUUCUGAGUAUCCUAGCUAACAGCUCAGAGCCACGGAAGGACCUUCAUGAAUUCUUCAAUAACAGGAAUGCCAGUUACAGCAGAUUCGCAACAAGCUUACUGAAAGGCUUUGGAUUUCAGGACUUUUCUGAGCUCCUGCCAUCUGCAGCAAUAAAGGCUUACAUUGAGAGUUAUCAAGCCCUAAUGAUGGAAGAUCCCAUAUACUUUGUCAUCGGCUUACUGCCUUGUGCAAUGCUUUGGCCUUACAUCGCACAAAACCUCCAGAUCAGUGAUUCAAGUCCUUAUAUUAACUUCAAAAUUAACAACAUGGCUGAUAACUCAAGAAAGCACUACGAGAAACUUCUUGAAACCCAUCGUCACACAAUGGAUGAAAAAAAAGCAAAUGAAAUUUUCAGGACUCAAAUGGAGCAUGAAAAGUCCUUCUUUGCUGAAUCAUAAGAUUUUGGUUCUAAAUUGAGGAUAAUGAAUCAUGACAUUGUGAUUCUAAACUGACUACAAUUCUUUACCUUCCUAGGUGUGGUGCUUUGAAAUUCUCUGGUCAUGAAAACGUUCUUUCAAGAAAAGAUUACCUGUGGUAAAUCUCCUUUCCUUAGGAUGAGUGAAGUGAAAGGCAUGAUCCUAAAUGAUUAUCCCACUACUCUUGUUUACAGUUAGCAUAAAUAUUAUGUAUAUUACUGGGAUGUGUUAAACAUGUAAAGGAAACAAAAAACACUUAGUAGCUUUACGAUAUGGCAUUUAGUUGUACCUUUUAAAAUAUCUUAUGAUUACAAGUUCAUAGUUAAGUACUUGGCUAGCUAUCCUCAUGGGCCAUUUUUAGGCUAGUCAAUUUCCUUCAGUGAGAAUCAAACCUUUUACUUCUUGUUUUUGACAAACACCUUAACAAUUAUAACACCCCAACACCGAGGACUUAUAAAAAGGAACUGAUCACAUGGGUGUAGCGUAAGAAGCUGACUAUGAUGAGAUAAUACAGAUCUGAGUGCCAGAACUUCUACAGUCAGGACAAAGGAGAAGGUUAAAACUGAUAGACUGAAGGCUGCCUCUCCUUUCCUGGGGGAGGUGGAAUUGUUUGCUACAGCCAAAAGCUGGAUUAUUUGGUUUCCUAUGAGGUGCAGCAACCUCAGACUUUUUUUAUAAUAUGAAGGGUGGAUGGAUAGUGAAAAGCUAUGGCCUCCAGCAUGGAAGAUUAUGGAGCCAUGCCACUAAAGGAAUUUACAUUCAAGAUUUCCAACAAAUUCUGCAUUCACCCAGACCUUCCUUCUUACAACACUGUCUUUAAUCAUAAAUAUAUAUUUUUACACACAGCCACGUACACACAUUUACUUACACCAUUGUAUGUACACACCAGCACUCAUGUCAGAACUCAUUAAAUCUAAACUGCUGCUAUACAGCAACUGUUUUUUUGCAAGUUUAGCUUGUGCUGUAUGGUAUUGUAUUGUCAUAUAUUAUAUUUUAUUGUAUUGUA
Molecule: messenger RNA, 1913 nt
Organism: Protopterus annectens (West African lungfish)
Lineage: Eukaryota; Metazoa; Chordata; Ceratodontiformes; Protopteridae
Exons: 4
Coding region: 197-889 (230 amino acids)
Cellular component (GO): cytosol
Source: RefSeq, a predicted model, not a curated record